This is a messenger RNA of Drechmeria coniospora, 1077 nucleotides long. RefSeq names its product Protein IMPACT like protein. The coding region runs from base 1 to 1077 and encodes 358 amino acids. Lineage: Eukaryota; Fungi; Ascomycota; Sordariomycetes; Hypocreales; Ophiocordycipitaceae. Gene Ontology annotation, biological process: regulation of translational initiation. The record is from RefSeq and is a predicted model, not a curated record. The transcript has a single exon. Gene Ontology annotation, cellular component: cytoplasm. Gene Ontology annotation, molecular function: protein binding.
AUGCUUGUACUUACAGCGCACGAUGCCCACUGCUGGUCCCGCCCCAAGCCCCAACCGAUCGACCUCACCACAUCCGCGACGAUUUUCGAUGCCGUUUCCACGUACGCAGCGUACUCGGUGCCCGCUCCCCGGUUGAGCGCAACCAUGUCGGAGGAGCUGCUGGACGAAGUGGAGGCCAUCAACUCCAUCUACGGCGACGAAUCACUUGUGCUGGCCGACGAGGAGGGCGGAUCGGGGACGGCGACAUCGUCGUCGACAUCGUCGAGGUACAUCCUGAGCUUGCCGGCCGGUGCGUCGUCGCUGCGUCUCGAGUUCCCAGCCUCGUACCCGUUGGAGCCGCCCUCGGUACUUGGAACGCAGCAUUCGUCAGGGGGGGUUCGGGGCGCCGGCGCGCGGGACAAGGCGUUGUUUGCCGAGGUUUUGCGGGAAGUCUUUGACGUCGGCGCUGUCUGUCUCUUCGAUGCUGUCGAGGAGUUUGGUCGGCGAGUGCAGGAUCACGACGACGACAAUGGCGAUGAUGACGGUAUUCAAAAGGACGAGGACGACGAGGACGAGCAGGCGAAGCAGCAGCAGCAGCAGCAGGACGACGCUGGAGCAGGCAAUGUCAAGUCGACGGCGACGCCCACGUGGAGCGUAUCAACACCCUUCAUCGAGAACCGGUCGACGUUUAUAGCCCAUGCCACUGGCGGCGUGACAUCGGUCUCGCAGGCGCGCGCAUUUGUCGCCCAUCUCCUCGCGUCCGACAAACGGAUCCGCAGCGCGACGCACAACAUGACGGCAUGGCGCAUUCGCGGGUCGGUCGCCGGUACCUCCUACCAAGACUGCGACGAUGACGGCGAGACGGCGGCCGGUAGUCGACUCCUCCAUCUCCUCCAGCUCAUGGGUCUUUGGGACGUACUCGUCGUCGUCACUCGCUGGUACGGCGGCGUGAAGCUCGGCCCGAGACGGUUCGCCAUCAUCAACGCUGCAGCGAGGGAUGCCCUUGUCAGGGCUGGCCUGGUGGGAGGCGGAGACAACAACAGUAAAGGCGACGAGAAGGAUAAAGAGAAGGAAAAGGAAAAGAACAAGGGUCGGUGA